This is a messenger RNA of Boeremia exigua, 1533 nucleotides long. RefSeq names its product ent-kaurene oxidase. The record is from RefSeq and is a predicted model, not a curated record. Lineage: Eukaryota; Fungi; Ascomycota; Dothideomycetes; Pleosporales; Didymellaceae. The transcript has 7 exons. Gene Ontology annotation, molecular function: heme binding; monooxygenase activity; iron ion binding. The coding region runs from base 1 to 1533 and encodes 510 amino acids.
AUGGAAGCCAUUAGCUUUAACGGCGCUGGCCACACAUUGCAAACCGUUGCGGUCGCCUCCCUUAUCUUCUCAGCAUUCCUCCUGCUCUCUAAUCUCAGGGAUCGUUUCCAAUUGGCCAAAUUGCCGGAAUUAAAGAGCUGUAAUAGCAGCGAACAGCAUCGCAUGGCAUACAUGCAGUCUGCACUUAAAAUGUACAGUGAUGGCUACAGGCAGUUCAAGGACCGUGUCUAUCGCAUUGCUUCAGAAGAUGGAAACGAAAACAUAGUCAUUCCUCCUAGUCUUAUGCCCGAGGUGCGAAAACUUCCGGACACGGUACUGGACUUCCCGGGGGCGAUCGAUAGGAUGAUGGAAUCGAAGUAUACCAAGUACUCCAGCGAAGCACCUCUCAUGGUUCACUCAGUCAGGGCUGACCUGACUCCAGCACUACCACGGCUGAACCGCGUCAUUCUCGAGAUAUCCGACCAAGCUAUGGCGGAGCAGAUGCCUCGGUGUGAAGACUGGACGCCCGUUCAUAUUUACUCGAAGCUCUCUAUUAUGGUGGCCAAGAUCUCUGGUCGCAUGUUCGUCGGACCUAACUUAUGCAACCAGCCAGACUAUUUGGAGUGUAGUGUUGCCUAUACUUUCGACCUCAUCCACGCCCAGCACGCCAUCAAACAGUUACGUCCCGUUCUCAAACCGUUUCUUGCCUCGAGGCUUCCAGAAGUCAAACUUUUACGCGACAGAGAAUUCAAAAUAAAACAGGUCCUAGCUCCGGAAGUGGAAAGAAGGCGCGCAGCUGCAGCGAACGAUUCAAACUAUGUGGAGCCCGAUGACCUUCUCCAAUGGCUACUCAAUCGAAGCAGCCAUGGUAAUAAAGAGGCUACAGUCGACGAGAUAGUGAAGCUACAGCUUGCUGUCAUCUUCGCGGCUAUUCACACAACUGCCAUGACGGUAACCAAUAUACUGUACAGUCUCGCCGUCACUCCAGAAUAUAUAGCUCCACUUCGCGAAGAGAUUCGCAACGUUUUGGCGGCAAACGAUGAUACUAUCACAACACAGGCGUUGUCGCAAAUGGUGAAAGUUGACUCUUAUAUGAAAGAAGUAUUUCGGUUGUAUCCUCCCGGUGCAACUUCCUUCACUCGACUGGUGAAGAAAGGCUUUACGCUAUCCAACGGGCAAUACAUACCCCCUGGAGUGACCAUCGAAGUCCCAUCGUACCCAAUUUAUCAGGACAGUGAGGUCUAUCCAGACAGCGAAAAGUUUGAUGGCUUCAGGUUUUCCAAACUCCGAGAAGGUGGUACUGCAGCAGAACAGGCUCGAAAUAUGUUUGUGACCACAAACGAACACAACCUCGCGUUUGGCUAUGGUAGACAUGCCUGCCCUGGAAGGUUCUUUGCCUCCAACGAGAUCAAGAUGUUGCUGGCGAGGCUUGUACUCGACUACGACAUCAAGAAUGCAGACGAUGUGACUGAAAGAUACCCGAACAUGUAUAUGGGCAGGUCGAUUUCUCCAGAUGCCACCAAGCUGUUAAUGUUCAAGAAGGUUCCUGUUUGA